GUUGACGGAUGACGCAUAAAGUGGAGGCAACAUUUCACAGUUCACAAGCAUAAAUUUUAUUGCAGUAAAGUAUAGUAGUAACCGUAAAUAACAUUAAAAAUUAAAAUUUUAACAAGGAACUGCGGAAUUACUAUUCAGUAAACUGAAUCUUUUGUGCUAAUCCAAAUCAGUGCAUAUUCUAAAAUGGCAGCACCACCAAUUUACGGUCCUGUAAUACCAUGUGUGCACCCCAUUCCAUCUGGAUUCUUCCCGGGCCGUAUGAUACGGUUCCAGGGAAGUGUACCCCCAGGUGCCCAAAGGUUCGCAAUAAACCUGCAAUGCGGCCCCAAUACAGACCCACGCGACGACAUGGCGCUGCAUCUCAACUUCCGCUUUGUGGAGAUGUGCGUGGUGAGGAACCAUCUCUCCAGCUUGAGCUGGGGGAUCGAGGAGACCAGCGGGGGUAUGCCGCUGACGCGUGGAGACACCUUCGAAGCCCUGCUGCUCUGCGAGCCGCAGUCUAUCAAGGUGGCGUUGAAUGGUGUACACUUCUGUGAGUUCCCCCACCGCAUCCCGUACCAGCGUAUUUCUCACCUCACGGUGGACGGCGACGUGAUGAUUAACUUCAUCGGCUUCGAGGGCGCCCAGCCUCCCCCUACCCAGAUGUACAUGAGUGAACCCCCAGCGUACGGGGCGUAUGGUGCUCCGCCCCCAGCUUACGGAGCUCAGGGAUACGGGGGCCCGCCGGGCUUCUACUAAUUCCUGGCUAGCAGAGGCUAAAACAGGUGCCUUAUAAGCCGUCGAAAUCAAAGAAGAAUAAUAUUUUUGUAUUAAGUGUAAUGAUUAUUGUAUUAUUUACUGUUUAAUUUGAAUUUUUCGAAAUUUGUUUAAUUUUGUUUUUAUGGUGCCAGAGGCCCGGUAUUGUUUUAUUUAGCAUAUUAUUUUAUAAUAAUUUAAUUGAUAUGGUAAAUCCACUUGGGUUCUAUUAGCGUCUGUUCUGAUAUUAGUAUAAGUCUGUCUAACGUCUGAUUUUUUAAUAUUUUUCACUGUUAAUAAUAAUACUAUGGCAUGGAUGAUUUUAUGUUGUACACACAAAAUUCAAAAUCAACGGAUUUAUCUCAAAGGGCAGCUCAUAAAUUGCGUACAGAAACAUAUUUUAAAUUAUUUUGAUAUCUACUUAAACCUUAUCUAUAUGACGGGGCGAAACCGUUUACAUGGUCAGGAUCCUCCAUUGCUGUGGGCGAUUAACAUUACUGCAAGUAAAAGACAGUCUUACAAACGGACGGUAUAAUUAUCAGCUAGAAAUGUUUCACUUAACUGCUAUAAUAGAUUAGGUUAUAAGUACGUGGUGUUCCCGGCAUGUGCGUGCGACACAACCGCCUCGCUCGACAGUUCUUCCCUGACUGCCUGCUCGGCGCUCGCCCGGAGCCCACUCUCGCCCGCACUCGCACCGCACGCCUAAAACACCCGAGCUUUUAGAGGAAUACCGAUUCAUUUUAGUAUUCUAGUGCUCGAACUUCUUGACUACAUCAUAUUUAAAAUGUUAGAGGUUUUCAUUUGUGCUCGCGUCACGGUAAACUAUUGGGCAGAUUUCAAUUAAGUCUUCUAAUUUUUUACUUUAGAUACUUGCCCUUUAUCUAAAUUUAUUACGUUACCUUCAUUUAAUUUUAAAGUUAUUAAAGUUUUAAGAUACAACGAUUAUUAUAAGCUUAAGUGCUCAGUCACUAAUAAUAAAUCUAUAUUUUUCGCUUUUUUCACGGUACCCAUAGUACUGGAAAUACCGCACAAGGAAACUUAUUCCAUAGCCUGGUUGUAUGUGGAAGAGAGUUCCUUGAAAACCGCACUUUUGGAGGAAUGCGAAACAUCGAUAGUAAGGCCGUGAUUAUCUCGUCUAAGAAUGUAAACAAAGUCUCAGGUGUCCAUAAAAUUUUUUUUGAAUAUUAAAAAGAAUUGCUACCUUUCAAAGGUUGCCUAGAGCUGCCAGACUAUGAUUCCUUAAUAAUUAAAAUCAACUACCCACAAUUACAGUAAAACUCAACAGUAACGGAUUAAUAAUAAUAAAACUAAGUAAAUACGGAAACGGAAACGAAAAAUUAUGUAUCACUUUGAAAGGAAUGAACUUGUUCACAAAAUGGCAGAUCAAAUGUUGACAACUGCGGUAUUGACUGCUUUCCUCUAGCACGUUGACGUCAUUACUACGUACAAGUGAUAGGGACAGAGAUAAUAGUCACUGGCUACCGCAAUGUUACUCAGUAACGGUCCUUUUGUUUACAUUCUUUAUCUCCUCUCGUUGGCCUUAGUAGAGAUGGCGGGGAUAAUAUCCUAGCCAAGGAUUUGUAAAAAAUAUAUCUCGCAAAUUGGACGUUAGACUGUUAGUUUAUGUUAAGAGUACAAUACAUACAAUUUUAUUACAUUUUACAGUUAUUUUGUAUAUGUAUAGAUCUAUAUUGAAUUAUUAUAAUCUGUAUCAAGUUAUUCGCUAAGCACUGUGGUAGAAAACUCUUUUAUUAUUUACAAAUAUUACUAUAUUAUCCACAAAAUAACGUCGUUGUAUUAUGAUAUGCAGAAAUAGAAACUUAUACGAAAUUAAAGAAAUGUUUAUUUGCUAACAGACGGGCCUACAAGUAAGAAAUAAGAGUUUAACGUUUUUCUCAAUAGAUAGCACUGAUAGUAAGCUAAUUGGGUUUAGUUUUUAGUUGUUUAGUUCAAAACGCAGUCUUGAUAAGAUUUUGAGAACAUUGGUCUCAAAAGUGCUUGAACCCGCAGCCGUUAAAGUUUAUAAUAAAAACAGUGAUAAUAAGUUCUUUUACGUUUGCAGUUAUUUAUCAAUUGGUUAUUUGUUUCAGAAGUUUAAAUAAAAAAAAUUGUAUUUAAAAGCAUGGCAAUACCCUAUAAAUCUUGCUUAAUCAUCAUCACCAUACAAAUUCUCUAUACUGGGUUAUCCACCUGACAUUGGCUAAAUUGUGGUGGCCCUUCCGCAAAGGCCACACUAUAAAGGACAGAAGCAACUGAUAAUACACCUUAUAAUUCUCUCUGGUGUUUUUGUGUAGGGAUACGUAGAUAUUGGCAGCUUUUGACGGCUGUCUUGCCGUGUCCACGGGACCACUGUUGGACCAUAGAAACGCUUGCCAUGUACGCUUGUGCACUGGACGUAUGGAGGGUUAAGAUUGAAUUGUUGACUUUAUAUGGUUUAGACCAGCCACCUCAUUUGUUUUGUGUGCUAAGGGCAUUUUAAGAUAAUCUCUGAUUGCAAAUUUCAAUGUUCACGAGGUGCUAAGGAUAAUUAAUGUGUCUUCACUUUUACUAACUUCAAACACCAAAAAAAAAUUUAUUUUAACUUGUCCAAUUUUUCGCUUCGCAUCACAGUAUAAUAAAGGAGCUAUUUAAGUAUAAGGUAUAUUUUUGUUAUAAAUAUAUUAAAAGCAUGUAUUGUAAUAAUUUGAAAUUGAAUUUUGAGGUUAUGUCGAGGUAAUUAGUCGAAAUACAAGCUAUUAAGAUUUACAUGACGAAGAACUGACAAGGGUGUUAUUAGAUAGAUAUCUAAUAAAUGUGAACAUCUUUUAAAACAGCGAUAAAAUUUAAGCAAUAUUGCCCACUCUCUUUUCUACCCCCUCUUUUCUUUCUGUAUUCCGAUAGAUUUUUGUAUACAGUGUGCUAUAAUAUUACAUACAUUUAGUACAAGAAUGGUGUAAUUGUAAAAAAAUAUAUUAAGUAUAGUAAAAUCUAAUUUACUAACAAAUAUCUUCUAAUAAAUAAAAUUCUUGAAAUUUUGUGUGCAUAUCGGGUAGGUCUGAGAAUCGGCCUACAUCUAUUUUUCAUACCCCUAAAUGAUGAGGUUGACCCCUAAAUGUAUAUAAUUUAUCUUUGAAAAUUUUAAUUUUAUUAUUUUUCAGUAUUAAAAAAUACAUACAACUUCAAAUUUUCGCCCUUCUACGAUCUACAACUAUUUGUGUAUCGCGAUUUUUAUAUUAUUCUGUUCCAUUCACAAAUCGCGAAUCUAGAAGGUUGCAAGUUGGCAAUCGAAUACAAGAAUUGUAGUACGAUAUAUUUGGUAGAUCUGAGAAUCGGUUGCAUCUAUUUUUUAUACCCCAAAAAUGUCAAUUAUUGAUUUUUUUAAUUACUUUAUAUGACAAUACAACGCUUGCUGGGUCAGCUAGUAUUAUAAUAAUUAAGUUUAAACAGGAACAAUAGUAAAAUAAUUAAGUUAUCCAAAGUAAAAUCAUACGCAUCUUAUUUAUGGGCGGACAAUUUAAAGAAUGCGGUUUGACUAAGGUCAUUUCCAUAUUACCCCCCUUUUUGCGACACGUGCUAUUCUACUGUUUACUAAGCUACCUCUGUCUGCUAGAUUUACUCAAGUACAAUAGGGGAUAUUUUGGGAUAGUCAAAACAUACAAAAUCUUAUAGUGAUAAGGGGCCAUCCAUAAAUUACGUCACACGUUAAGGGGAAGGGAAGGGUUUACCCCCCGUAAACGAAGUUUAACAUUGUGUGACAAGAGGCGGGGAGGGAACCCAAAUAUUUGUGACAUAAUAUUUUUUCAAAAUAUAAUACAUUCUGUUUAAGUAUAUUUCUACUAAAUUUAAACUACAUACCUACUAAAUUAGCAAAUAUAUGUUUUUUUAUGUUUUUGUUAAUUUUGAUGUCUUUAUUUAAUUUAAAUGGAAAUAAAAAUGAUUUAGGAACACAAAACUAAAAAUGCCAUAUAUGUGACAUAGGUAGAGGGUAUCUCACAAAUGUGACCAGCUGUGACAAGGAUGAGGAGGGGUCAAAAAAUCAUGAAAUUCGUGUGACGUAAUUUAUAGAUGGACCCUAAUUAGAUUUUCUUGAUCUGGCAACUGAGAUGGCAUUUAAUAUCACCCUGUAUACAAUUAUACGAGCACAUUUAAUGGUUGUAAAUACUAAAUACCACUAAACGUGAAACAGAUUAAAUAACAAAUGAAAUAAUAGGCACAGAUAGUAUUGUGUACUAUCUGUGCCUAUUCUUUCAUUGCUGUGUAUUUCGAUGGCUUACUGCGACAGUAUAUGUAAAUUGUUUCCUAUAGAUUUACGAUGUUGGCUCUUGCAAAUUUAUUGUAUUUUAUUUGCUUACAAGCAGUUGAUUAAAUAUUAUUACUAU
Messenger RNA from Leptidea sinapis, 5093 nucleotides. Its product is annotated as galectin-5-like. NCBI's taxonomy places the organism in Eukaryota, Metazoa, Arthropoda, Insecta, Lepidoptera, Pieridae. The coding region runs from base 184 to 738 and encodes 184 amino acids. Gene Ontology annotation, molecular function: galactoside binding; carbohydrate binding. The transcript has 7 exons. The record is from RefSeq and is a predicted model, not a curated record.